Messenger RNA from Sordaria macrospora k-hell, 495 nucleotides. RefSeq lists its product as uncharacterized. NCBI's taxonomy places the organism in Eukaryota, Fungi, Ascomycota, Sordariomycetes, Sordariales, Sordariaceae. The record is from RefSeq and is a predicted model, not a curated record.
AUGCCCCAACUCCGCGACCCCCUCGACACCCCCAAGAAGAACCGCAUCCGCGGCGGCAUCAUGGCCUCCGAAUGGGCCCAAGAAGAGUCAGGCAUCAUCUCCACCGACCAGGACAUCGCCGCCGUCUUCGACUGUCACCCCGAGACCGUCGCGUACGUUCGUUACGACGAUGAAGAUUGCUGUAAUCCUGCUGAGCGUGCGGGCGAAGCUAAGAAUUUCGUAAGAUAUGAUAUGCCCACUGUCACGGAGCGGUUUCUCGCAGCACGAGAUCGCGAGGAGCGAGCUAGGAAGAGCAGGACAAGCAAGAAACGGCAACGCGCCAGCUCAACUGGGUCUGGAUCUGAGUUUGAGGAUGAAUUUGAGUGUGAGGAGAGCCAAGAGAAGGGGCAAGAAGUGCAACAACAACAGUCAAAGGAAAAGAAGAGGAGAAGAACGAUGAGACCGACGAUACGCCGGAAGAACGCGGCGACGGCGGUGGCUGUGGCUGCGACAUGA